This is a messenger RNA of Mycotypha africana, 2013 nucleotides long. RefSeq lists its product as uncharacterized. The record is from RefSeq and is a predicted model, not a curated record. Gene Ontology annotation, cellular component: mRNA cleavage factor complex; cytoplasm. NCBI's taxonomy places the organism in Eukaryota, Fungi, Mucoromycota, Mucoromycetes, Mucorales, Mycotyphaceae. Gene Ontology annotation, molecular function: mRNA binding; RNA polymerase II complex binding. The coding region runs from base 1 to 2013 and encodes 670 amino acids. Gene Ontology annotation, biological process: termination of RNA polymerase II transcription. The transcript has 5 exons.
AUGAAUACUGAUAGACAACACCAGCAAAUGCAACAACAACAUCCAAACCAUCACCUUCAUAAUCAAGGGCCUGUGACUAAGGACAUUGAACAAAUUCGCACAAAUUAUCGCUUAGCAUUGAAAGAAUUAACUUUUAACAGUAAACCAAUUAUCACAAAUUUGACAAUUAUGGCUCAAGAACAUCAAAUGGCUGCAGGUGUCAUUGUUGGCGAAAUCGAGAAUCAAUUAAGAAAUAAUGCUCCGGCUCAGAAACUUCCUGUAUUAUACUUAAUUGAUUCUAUCUGCAAAAAUAUCGGUGGCGUUUACAUUGUUUAUUUCGGAAGAAAUAUGGUCAAUCUCUUUCUAGACGCUUAUACUUUGGCAGACCCUACAGUUCGCAGAAGCUUUGAAAGGUUAUUACAAACAUGGAAAAAUGGUAUGCCUGGCGGUCAACCCGUGUUUUCUCGUAAUGUCAUAGAAUCCAUCGAAAGGUCCAUUAUCUAUAUCCGCGAAAAAACGCCAAUCUCAAGAUAUCCUCAUCACCCUUCCCAUCCUAAUACUACUACUAAGAAUAAAUAUUCUUCCCCUCAUGUAACCAACUCUUCUAUACAUGUUAACCCUAAUUUUAUUAAGGAUCAACACCAUCGUUUAGGCGCAAAUACCUCAAGAGAUCCCCGAAUGAAAUCGAGUCUUGCUGCACCGCAUGCUGCCUCUGCUGGAGAUAAUGCCUCACUACAAUUACUCUCUCAACUACAAUCAAUGCUUCCGUCUUCUCAACAAACCAUCAACUCUCCACUCUCCAAUGCUACUCCGCAAGCAAAUAUCCUAAUUCCUCAAUUGAUCAAUCAGAUUAAAGCAAUCUUGCCCACUUUACCUCCCGCUCAAGCCACAUCAAUCGAACAGGUUUUAUCACAAAUUGUGGCUGCUUCUCCCGUUCCACCUACGUCUACUUUACCGGCAGUAACCACAGUUUCUACAGCCUCUCCAUCUUUAGCAACAGCACCUAAUGGGCUGCCCCAAUCAUAUGCAACACCGGUGUCAACUAAUGCACCCACACCUAUCAUAUCAAAUAUUCAAAAUGCCCCUUUAAAUACUAUUCUCUCUACCUUAUCUAAUGUAACGCCCAUCAAUACAGCAAGUCCCGUUAUAACUAGCACUUCAAAUCUCCCACAACAAACACAGCAACCUACAGCAGCUCCUCAGGUGGACACGGCUGGUCUACUGAAGAGUUUGACUUCACUGGGCUACCUAACACCUACACCUCCGCCUCAACUUCCUGUGCCUUCCGCAUCAGUAACACCAUCCUCUACUUCGACUCCACCACCGCCUCCGCCUACCGCCACCACUGAGACCGUUGAUUUAAGCUUAGAUGCUAUGGGCCCUUUCAUUCUGGAAUCAAAAGAUUUACAGCGCCUUAGACCAGGUGCCAUUGAGCUAUUAUAUUCUGCUGAGCCUUUACAAUGCAAACAAUGCGGUUUGCGAUACCCUGAAACAGAAAAAGGACAAGCAAAGAUGGAUGCUCAUUUAGAUGCUCAUUUCAGACAGAAUAGAAAGAUGAAAGAAAGAGUGAAACGCGGGUUAUCGCGUUCUUGGUUUGUUUCUGUUGAUGAAUGGGUUAGAGGCGAAGGUGGUGAAUUGACAAGUCAGCAAGCACCUACAUUUUUACAUGACAGUCAAGUAAAGAAGAUGCAAAAGAGCAAUGGCCAGUCAAACUCUCUGGAGGAAGAUGAAGCAAUAGACCCGAAUGCUUAUACAGUUGUCAUGCCUGAUGAUACGGAAAGAAAGCCGUGUCCCAUCUGUGGAGAGCGUUUUAUUGAUUUCUGGAAUGAUGAUGAAGAAGAAUGGAUGUUUAAGAAUGCUAUUUUGGUGAAUGAUAAGAUCUAUCAUGCUACUUGCCAUGCAGAUGCAGUUAAGAGCGGGUCGUUUGAGGAUACGAACACUUCGGAACAAAUACAAAAUGCCAAUGGAUUAAAAAGAAAGUCAAAUGAAGAAGGCGAUGAAGAACAGUCUGCACAAAAACGUCGCCUAGAGUAA